CAGCCACUUGCUGCACAGAGGAGCGGAUGCAGAGUCCAGCUCUGGUCCACCCCGGCCACAGCUCAGGCUCCGACUCAGACUCAGGACGAGCGCAGAGGAUGGAUUUCUAUCACUUCUCUUUUCUUUGCGGGGCUCUUGUGUUCGUGUGGGGCAUGCCCUGUUUCCAGACUCUCGUUAUUUUCCCUCCAGCUGCGCCGAAAAGCAGCAAAGCGGCGAAGAUUUUUAAUUCACAAGAAGCGUCUAAAUAUUUUAAGGAGUUUUACGCUCGACCCUCACAGGACAGAUACAACAAAGCAGCACCUAAAGACUUAAUUGAGCCGCAUGACUACAUGUUGUCUAUUUACAAGACAUUCUCCACGGCGGAGAAGCUGGGUCUCAAUGCCAGCUUUUUCCGUUCUUCAAAAGCUGCAAACACUAUUGCAAGUUUUGUGGACAGCGGACAAGAUGACCUCCCACUCUCCCCUCUGAGGAGACAACAGUAUCUGUUCGAUGUCUCAACCCUCUCAGAAAAAGCGGAGGUGCUGGGAGCCGAGCUCAGGAUUUACACAAAAGCGUCUGGGAAUUUCAGGAUAUCGGAAACAGAGCCUGUCGACAUCCAGCUCCUCUCCUGCCACGACCAGCAGCUGCUCGACUCCAAAACACUGGACCUGCAGGGUUCCCACAGGCCGAGGUGGGAGGUGCUGGACGUGUGGGAGAUAUUCAAGGAGCGACAACACCUGAGCCAGGGGAAGCACUUCUGCCUGGAGCUCAGGGCCGUGCUGGACAAUCCUGAGAGGGAGCUGGAUCUGCAUCUUCUGGGACUGCACCGACAUGGGAGGCCUCAGCAGAAGAAGGCCAUCUUAGUGGUCUUCACCAGGUCAAUGAAGAAGCAGACACUCUUCAGCGAGAGGAGGGAGGGGAGAGCCUUACUGGGCCUCGAGAAAAGCCCCAAAGAGAGGGGCCCUGGCACUAAAGCCAGCAGGAGACGCAGGACUGCUGCAUCCAAAACCCGCCAUGGGAAGCGACAUGGCAGGAAGUCAAAAUCCAGGUGCAGCAAGAAACCCCUGCAUGUGAACUUCAGAGAUCUGGGCUGGGACGACUGGAUCAUCGCCCCGCUGGACUAUGAGGCGUACCACUGCGAGGGGGUGUGCGACUUCCCCCUGCGCUCCCACCUGGAGCCCACCAACCACGCCAUUAUCCAGACUCUGAUGAAUUCAAUGAACCCUAGCAACAUGCCUCCAAGCUGCUGCGCCCCAUCCAAACUCAGCCCCAUCAGCAUCCUCUACAUCGACUCAGGAAACAAUGUGGUGUACAAGCAGUACGAGGAUAUGGUGGUGGAGUCUUGUGGUUGCAGGUAGUACGCCCAGCAGGGGUCGUGGCUUACCUUGACCUCCUGGGAAUUGAACUGCAUCGCAGUCAACGUGGAGGAAAGCCUGUAUCUGAAAUAAAGAGAACUUUAGCAAGAUGGAGACAUCAACUAUAGUUGAGAAGCAUUUUUCUUUCAAUUAUGCAUCCAACACAGUCAUCUUGAUACCUCAAACAUCUCUUUCUGUCCAUCUCCUCAUCCUUUUUUUGUUUUUUUAAAGAAAAUCAAUCUAGUCACUUGAAACUCUGCAAUUACCACAGAUUUGUGGACAAAUAAAUAUGCAUCUCAUCGCCAA
Molecule: messenger RNA, 1640 nt
Organism: Maylandia zebra (zebra mbuna)
Lineage: Eukaryota; Metazoa; Chordata; Actinopteri; Cichliformes; Cichlidae
Gene: gdf6b
Product: growth differentiation factor 6b
Biological process (GO): BMP signaling pathway
Cellular component (GO): extracellular region
Molecular function (GO): growth factor activity; cytokine activity
Source: RefSeq, a predicted model, not a curated record